GGAUAAUAACAGAAUGUCUUGUGGAGUGGUGUGCAUGUUAUCGAAUUUCUGUGUUUGACAGUAAUAAUUUUGUGAACAGACAGUACAACGCCAUUGUGUGUUGCAACAGAAUUCACUCUCAAUUUUAUUAGUACGAAUAAUCAAGUACAAGAUUUGACAAAUUAUCAGUUAUGUCGUUGUUUAAUACUGUUUCUAAGAAAGCGUGUGGGAAUCUGCUAAGGAGUAGAACCACGAGCAUUAGUAACCCUGUCUUGUUCUACCAUCCAAAUGUUCUAGAUCAUUAUGAGAAUCCAAGAAACGUAGGCUCCCUUGAUAAGAAUGAUAAGCAUGUGGGUACAGGUCUAGUAGGUGCUCCAGCUUGUGGUGAUGUCAUGAAGCUCCAGAUCAGAGUAGAUGAGAAUGGUAAAAUCAUUGAUGCCAAAUUCAAGACAUUUGGUUGUGGCUCUGCAAUUGCAUCCAGUUCUUUAGCCACAGAAUGGGUGAAAGGAAAAACUGUUGAGGAAGCAUCAAAGCUGAAGAACACUGACAUAGCAAAGGAGUUGUGUCUGCCACCUGUGAAACUACACUGUUCAAUGUUGGCUGAAGAUGCCAUUAAAGCAGCAUUAUCAGAUUAUAAGAUCAAACAAGAAUCACCGGACAAGGAGCACGACAGCAAGGCAUCUGGAUAAGAUAUGCAUACAUCAUUUUAUUUAUAGUAAUAUGGUAACUUCAUAUAUCACCCUAAAAUAAUAAUAUCAUUAUUCUUAUUUUUUUAAGUACUAAAUUGUAAAUACUGUAUGUUACUCUGGUGUGUAUACAUAAACUAUAAUGUAUUUACUAACACAAUAUAUUUAGUAGAUAUUU
This is a messenger RNA of Zootermopsis nevadensis, 843 nucleotides long. It is a transcript of the gene IscU, whose product is annotated as Iron-sulfur cluster assembly enzyme. Gene Ontology annotation, molecular function: iron ion binding; iron-sulfur cluster binding. Gene Ontology annotation, biological process: iron-sulfur cluster assembly. NCBI's taxonomy places the organism in Eukaryota, Metazoa, Arthropoda, Insecta, Blattodea, Termopsidae. The record is from RefSeq and is a predicted model, not a curated record.